CUUGAAUUUAAAAUAUAAUUAUUACAACUUCAAAUAAUUGUGCAAUAUUAUAUUUUUUAAAACAAUUAUUAAUUAAAUAAACAUUAAUUUUUUAUAAAUGAAAAAUAUGGAAGGUUGUGGAGAUAAUUCAAAUCAGCAAAACGAGAUAAUGAGAAGUAUUAAAAGAGAAAAUGGUUCUCAAUCACCUUUGGCUAAUAACGAUACAAAACAAAAUCAACAAGACCAGCAAAAUCAUAUACAACAAUCGGGAGUUCAAAUGUCACCACAAAAUUUACAAAUAACGGCAAGUACAACAUCAACCGGAAUAGAUACGAAUCAUCAAGAUGCACAACAAGUUGUAACGACUUCGUCACCAAAUUCGCCAUCACAAACUGUAGUUCCGAAUUCUUCCGGCCAAACUAUUAUUAAUGCAGUUGUUGUACAACGUACUGCGCCACAACAAAGACGAAUUUUGACUACUUCUGGAACUGUAAGGGAAAUUGCAGAUCAACGAGAUAUCGAUUCUGAAGAAUAUCACUCAAAUGAUUAUGGUCAAAUAACAUCUCGUGCAGAAGAUCAGAACAAUGGAAAUGGUGUUGCACCACAAACUGGCAGCGUAGCUGUAUAUUAUGAAAAUUCUGAGUUAGUUUCUUAUACAGGUCCUAAUGGAGAAGCUAAUGAUAUCAAAGAUAAUGUUGAACCAAUUAAUGCAAAUAUUCGACAUCAACAUAUUGUUCAAGAAUCACUUCAUCCCUCAGCUUCAACAGGAUUAAGUAGACAAUCGCUAACAGCUUCUGCAGUAGCUUUACAAAAUCACACUACAACAACAACAAUUAGUGUUCAAGAUUUACAACGUUAUAGCGAAGAAGGUCGGCUUGUUACUAAUGCUAAUGGUGAAUAUGUUCUCUUUAAUGAUCAACCAGUUGAAGGGAAAACUUAUGCUAAUCUGGCGUCAUCUAACACUAUCCAAAAUGUGAGUGAUUCAAGUUAUUUUCCGGCAAACUAUUCAACGACAACAUCAUAUGCUAUGAAUCCAUUGAUAUUGAACAAUGAUCCAAAUUUGGCGUCAGCAGUGAGACCUAAUAGCCAUUUUGGAGCAGUACAACCUUCUUACGAUCAAAGUCAAAAUAAUGUUUCAAUUAGUGAAGCUCAAUAUUGGUCAACAGCUGCAAAUCAACCUGAAUUUAUGAACAAUAAUUUUGCAACAACGUAUAGCGUUAAUCCAAUUAGCGAUGAUUAUUCAUGGGCACCCUCCUCAUAUUGUCGUUAUUGUACUUUACCCUUAUUACGUAAAGAAAAUGGUGAAGUCUAUUGUACUUCUUGUGCCCAAGCACGAAUACCUACAGCCUCAGUUGCAGGAGCAGGAGGAGGUGGACCUGGUGGUAUCGGGUUAAUGCUAUCAUCAAACCAUUCUCACCAUCACCUUCAGAGAGCACCACAAAGGCAAUCACGUCCAAGAGCACAGCAAACACAAGCUAAUAAUCGCCGGAAUGGUGUAAUAUGCGCCAAUUGUAAAACAAAUCAAACAACAUUAUGGCGUCGAAAUAAUGAUGGACAACCAGUUUGUAAUGCGUGUGGUUUAUAUUUUAAGCUACAUAAUAUACCACGUCCUCUUUCAAUGAAAAAGGAAGGAAUACAAAAACGUAAACGUAAACCAAAAAGCACCACACCAGUUCAUCCAAUUAAUAAUAGGCAAUCCUUGCCAAGUAUGGUAAUGCAUGGUUCACCAAUGUAUCCAUCUCAAAUUAAUUUACCGAUAAACGGAAACCAUAAUGACUUGUCAAUACCGAAUUUAAGUGGUCCACAUUUUGUAACUAGUGAUGGUAUACAAAUACAUCGUCAUCAUCAACAUUCACCAGCAUUACAUUUAAAUCCGCAUCACACAGCACAUACAAUAACAUCAUCAAUGGCUGGAGGUGUUACAACUUCAGGUGCUGUUGUUACUUCAGCAUCUUCUUCUAUGCAUCCUGGGGCAAUAUUGAUACCAACAAGUGCAACUACAUCUUCAUCACCUAACACUAAUCAAUUGGGGCAACAACAUAAUAAUAAUGUACAUCAACCUCAGCAGCAACAACAUCAACAAUCGAAUAGUCAACAAUUUAAUUCAAAUGUAAGCAAUAACAACAACAAUAAUAAUAAUAGCGGUAAUGGAAGCGAACAAUCAUCUCAAAGUCAAUCACCACAUUCCAAUAGUAUGAAUAGGCAAGGAAAUCAAUCUGUUCCACCAAUUGAUAGUAAUCGGACAUCAAUUCAAAAUGGCGAAAUUGUUACAAGUGUAAUAACAAGUACUGGAAUACCAGAUCGUUCAACAAAUAAUUAACUUUAAUACUAGAAUAUUUUUUUUUUUGAUAGAAAAGCCAAAUUAAUGAAAUUUAAGGCCAAAAAAAUGGUGCCAAAUAUUUAAAGACAAAUUUUUCUUUUUGUUUUCUUAUAAGUAAAUGUUAUUUUUGUAAAUACUUAAAUGUUUUCAAGAAUAAUAUUAAUUAAAAAAUAUAAAAUAAGUAAAUUUAGUUCCCCACAGU
Molecule: messenger RNA, 2501 nt
Organism: Condylostylus longicornis
Lineage: Eukaryota; Metazoa; Arthropoda; Insecta; Diptera; Dolichopodidae
Gene: GATAe
Product: box A-binding factor
Exons: 6
Coding region: 98-2299 (733 amino acids)
Biological process (GO): positive regulation of transcription by RNA polymerase II; cell fate commitment; negative regulation of transcription by RNA polymerase II
Molecular function (GO): RNA polymerase II cis-regulatory region sequence-specific DNA binding; zinc ion binding; DNA-binding transcription factor activity, RNA polymerase II-specific
Source: RefSeq, a predicted model, not a curated record